UAAAGUCACUAUUCUACUAGCACUCAACAAGUAUUAGUCAAAUUUCACUACUAACUGUUGUCUUAUAUUAUAUGAAAUUUUUAAAAAUCUGCUGCAGAAUGAAUUGGCCAACUGUCAUUGCUAUUUUCAUCUACUUAUUGCAUCAAGCUUCACUCGCCGCAUUGCCCAAGGAAGAAGGUGAAUGUGUGAUGUACCAUCUCAGUACAUCACGCAAACAUGUCCCAAGAGUCUACAGAGGGCCACCGAAGCCACUACAAAAAGAUAUAUUUAUCGAGGGAAACAUUACCGCUGUUGAACUUCUUGAAAAGGCAUGUCCAGAAUUUGCUUAUGGUAAUGACCCUCACCUUUGCUGCAGUACUGAGCAAUUGUCCACCGUACAAGAACAGUUUGAGAUGCUUGAUGCUUUAGGAUUUAGUCGCUGUCCGUCAUGUUUGCACAAUUUUCGGCAACUCGUCUGCUUUGUGAGUUGUGCCCCCUGGCAAACCCGAUUCAUGAGCGUCACCAACUCAGAGUGGUUUGAUGUUGGAGAUUUCAAAGAAGACGUAGUUUCAGAAGUAGAAGUACAUUUAGCAGAGUUAUAUGCGUACACACUUUUUGAAUCUUGUAAAGGAAUGCAAGGUCUAAUUCCUGGAACUAAAUUGUUAGACUUCGUGUGCGGCGCUUGGGGUAGUUCUCAGUGCAGUCCUGAACGAUGGCUGGACUUCAUGGGAUCCACAGUCGACGAAGGUGCUCACUCUCCUUUCAAAUUUAGAUACAUACUUCAUGUUGAAGAUGAAAUAGAAGUUAAAGGUCAAGCAGUGUUUCCCAUUAAAGCACCUCAUUUCAGAUGUUCCGAAGCUCCUAACCCGGAUUCAAAAGCUUGCACUUGCUAUGAUUGUGAAGAAUCAUGCACAGCCAAGGCUUUGGCGCCUCCCGUUUUUCCCGAUGAUCCAGAACCAUUUAGAAUUUUCGAAAUGGAUGGCGCAGUUUUCUUUUCAAUACUAGGCUUUGUUCUGUACUUCAUAAUUAUCACUGGGAUAUUUUGCUUCAUUAAAAAGUCUGGUUCUAGAAGAUCAGAGCCAGACCAUACUUCACAUGCUGCCCUUUCCAGUUUAAACUUAGGUUCUUUGGAAGAAAUUGAUCCUCUCAGAUCAAAAAACCCAAUAAUUGUGUCCAGCCUUGAUCGUCAAAUGCUAUCCCAAAAGUUGUAUAGUAAAUCAUCUAAGCCUGUCGGAAACUGGUUGGAAAUACACCUAGAAGCCUUGUUUACAUCUUGGGGUAUUUUCGUAUGUAGGAAGCCCAUAACUGUUAUGAUCUUAUCUCUUUUCAUCUGUAGCAUUUCUUCGUUAGGUUUAGUUUUGAAUUUCAAUGUCACGACAAAUCCUGUGGACCUCUGGGUGUCAUCCAACAGCGAAGCUCGAAGAGAUAUGGAGGAUUACAACAAACAUUUUGGGCCUUUCUACAGAAUUGAACAAAUCAUUAUUACCCCAACGAUUCAAGAGUCAUUUUAUCAUCCUAUUGUUAUUAAUCAUGAAUUGAAGAAAAUAUUAUGGGGACCUGUACUUCAACAAGAUUUUCUGUUUGCAGCCUUUGAUCUGCAAAUGCAAAUUGAAAAUUUAACUGCUAACACCGGAAACAAUACCAUACAUUUAAAAGAUAUAUGUCUGUCACCUCUGAAACCACUGAAUUCAGCAUGUGCAAUACAAAGCGUUUUUGGAUUUUUUCAAAAUAAAAAAGAAUACUUUCUCAACAAGACUGAAUACUUAACACAUUUCAAACGCUGUUCUCUUACGCCUCAAAAUCCUAACUGUUAUGCUCCAUUUGGAGGACCAAUCGACUCAGCGGCUGUGGUACUUGGAGGAUAUAAAGAAACAUACGAUUCAGCUGAAGCAUUAGUUAUUACUAUCCCUGUCACAAAUUAUAAUGACGACAGUAAAAAUUUGAAAGCUAAAAUCUGGGAAUCUAAGUUUCUGAGUUUUAUAAAAAAUUACUCCCAUCCAUUAAUGAAUGUAGCUUUUAAAGCCGAAAGAUCCAUAGAAGACGAAAUCGAAAGAGGGAGCAGAUCGGAUCUUUUACCAAUAGCUAUCAGUUAUGCAUUCAUGUUCUGCUACAUCACUUUCACUCUAGGAGAAUAUCAUGAAUGUAAGACACUGCUGGUAAAAUCUAAGGUUAUUCUUGGAUUCGUUGGAGUUCUCAUUGUGCUUGUUUCAGUAUGUUGCUCCUUGGGCUUCUUCUGUUUCCUUGGAGUUCCAGCUACAUUAAUAAUAGUAGAAGUCAUACCAUUUUUGGUAUUAGCAGUUGGCGUAGACAAUAUUUUCAUACUGGUACAAGCUUUCCAGAGAGAAGAAAAGAAAGAGGGCCAAACACUAGAAAAACGCAUUGGUUUGGUAGUGGGAAAAGUUGCCCCAAGCAUGCUGCUUUCCAGUAUUUCGAUGUCCACCUGUUUCUUUAUUGGUACACUGACUGAAAUGCCAGCCGUCCGAUUAUUUGCCUUAUAUGCUGGUGUAGCGUUGCUAGUGAAUUUCUUUUUGCAGAUGACAUGUUUUUUGGGACUUUUCAUUUUAGAUUGCAGAAGGGAAGAGGAACGUAGAGUGGAUCUUUGUUGUUGCUUCAAAAUUUCGAAAGAAGGAGAACUCGAAAAUAUUUAUUUUAAAGAUGGUUUAUUAUUUAAAACUAUUAAAGAAUUUUAUGCUCCUUUUCUGAUGGAAAACUCCGUGCGAUACAUCGUGAUGAUUGCUUUUGGAAUCUGGCUGUGUUCAUCUGCUGCUGUAGUUGAUAAAAUUGAAAUUGGAUUUGAUCAAAAGCUAGCUGUUCCAGAGGACUCUUAUAUGCUGAAGUACUUUCUGUAUUUAGAAAAAUAUCUAUCAGUCGGUCCUCCUAUUUAUUUCGGCAUUAGCGAAGGUUACAAUUAUUCUGAUACCAAGGCUCAGAAAAUAAUUUGCUCUGCUCAAGCCUUCUGUGAAUCCAAUUCUAUAACUUCUGAACUUGGCAGAAUGGCGAGAGUGAAAAACAGGACGUUUGUAGCUUUUCAACCUAUUUCAUGGCUGGAUAAUUAUUUUGAAUAUUUACAAGCGGAAACCUGUUGUUAUGAAUUCAAAAGCAAUGGAACGCACUGUCCAUCUUAUGUCGCCCAUCAAUUUAAAGGUUUAUGCCGAUCUUGCCGAACUAGAAAACCAUCUUCCUUGUCUGAAGCGGAAUUUAAUAGAAGACUUAAAUUCUUUUUAUCGGAUUCUCCUUGGGAAAAAUGUCCAAAGGCUGGAAAAGCUAUGUUUAGUUCUUCAAUUGAUCUAUCUUCUUCUCAGAACUCCACAAAAAUAAAAGCUACGAACUUCAUGUCAUAUCACACUGUCCUGAAAUCUUCUAAAGAUUUCUAUGAAGCUUUAGACUGGUCAAGGAAGAUUGCUGUUAAUUUAACAAAGAUUUUAAGAAACGAAUCUCAUAAUGAAAAUGUACGAGUUUUUCCGUACAGUUUUGUCCACGUCUUCUAUGAACAAUACUUGACUAUGUGGCCUGAUACUUUGAGAAGUUUGGCUGUAUCAGUACUUGCAAUAUUCGUGGCAACAUUUCUGCUUUUAGGAUUGGAUUUACAUUCGGCAGCUAUAGUCGCGAUAACAGUAAUUGCAAUUGUGGUCAAUAUCAUGGGUCUUAUGUACUGGUGGAACAUCUCUUUAAAUGCUGUAUCCCUGGUAAAUCUAGUGGUAGCCGUUGGGAUAUCUGUUGAAUUUUGCACCCAUUUAACCAGAAGUUUUGCGAUUAGUACUAAACCUUCCAGGAUUUUGAGAGCUCAAGAUGCUUUAUGUGAAAUGGGAACAUCAGUUCUUUCAGGUAUUACGUUAACAGAUUGUGGUAUUUUAGUCCUGAUAUUUGCCAAGUCUCAAAUAUUCCAAGUGUUCUACUUUCGGAUGUACCUUGGCAUCAUAGCAUUUGGUACUCUUCACGGACUAGUAUUCUUGCCUGUUUGCUUAAGUCUUUUCGGUCCCUCUUCCAGAACAAAAAGCAACGAUAAAUCUGUGAUUUUCAGAAGAAAUUCUGAAAUGGUUAUCAUAAGCAGGAAUGAAGCAGAAUGCAAUUCUUAGGUUAACCUUUUGCUGAUUAGGAACAGGCAGUCCAGAGCUCAACUUUCAAAAUUGACUGUGUAGAAAAUAUUUCAACUUUAAUAAGUGGCAUUCAUACAGAAUACAAGAUCGCCGCCUAAAAUCAAACAAAUAGGUCCUUUCUUAAGCAAAAUCAAAACUUUCUUUUCUGAAAAAUUUUGUUUGAAGACAUGAAUGUUGCUUUGAUCUAGAUAGAAACAUUAAUUUAAAAAAAUCACAUUUGGAAAAGUAAAAACAAUUCUUCAUUCAAGAAAUUCAUCAUCACUCACAGCUUUUUGUUCUAUGUUAUAUGCUGCCGCUUGCAGACGUUCUUUAGUUGGUCCCAUUUUCUACAAGAGUAUACUGUGUGGUACCGACAGAUUCAUUUAAUUUUCAUUGGGAUUAUAUUUGAACUAGAAAUGAAUUGACUUUAUCUGGAUAUUUGAUAAAUCUUUGCUGAUUAACUCUAAAAGCCAAUCCUUAUGUCACAUGAACUCAAUCACAUAUGCCCAAGUAUUAUUAAGGUAAUGCAGUUCUGUAUAGGUGUUGAAGGUGUUAAUUUGGAACAAAUUUUUAAACACUUUAAUUAAUAUAAUGCCAUUCUAUUUUUUUAAUUUAAUGAAAUUUAAUAAAUACGUUAUAUGCUUUAGCAAAGGGAAGAUAGAAUUUAAACCGCUUGAAAUUAAUUAACAAAACUUUAUAUCCUUUGAGAUUUUAUUGACCACAUUUAGUAUUUAUUACAGUAUAAUUUUAUUCAAAUACUUUAAAGAUAAGGUUAAUUGUUUUUUUUGAGGGGGGGGAGAUCGUCCAAAAAGGGCUUAAAUUGGAAUUAAAAUUAUUUCCUGAAUUUGAGGUUCAGAUCAAGAAGUCUAUCAUAGCUCUCAGAAAGCAGUUAUAAUCAUUAUAAUUAUCAUUAAUUGGAAUUGAAAAAAACUAAAGCAAAAAGAGAAUAAUUCAUAUAAAUAGACACCAAACAACAGAAAAAACUAAGGCUGUGUGUUUUUAUUUCUUCAGGAACAAACGAAUAAAGAAAGAAAUGCUACAGUUCUUAAAAUAUCAAAAUUGAGUUCAGAUUUUAUAUGCUGACAUGAGCUUGAAAAUCAAAACCUAUUUUGCAUUAUUGAGCUUAAAGAAAUUAGUAAUGUAAUUUGAGAAGUAAUUUUCUUUAAUUGAAUUGAUGAAACAAUUUUAAUAGGCUAUGUUUUA
Molecule: messenger RNA, 5258 nt
Organism: Argiope bruennichi
Lineage: Eukaryota; Metazoa; Arthropoda; Arachnida; Araneae; Araneidae
Product: NPC intracellular cholesterol transporter 1-like
Exons: 27
Coding region: 72-4055 (1327 amino acids)
Cellular component (GO): membrane
Molecular function (GO): lipid carrier activity
Source: RefSeq, a predicted model, not a curated record